Messenger RNA from Branchiostoma belcheri (Belcher's lancelet), 1748 nucleotides. RefSeq lists its product as uncharacterized. The transcript is spliced from 7 exons. The record is from RefSeq and is a predicted model, not a curated record. Lineage: Eukaryota; Metazoa; Chordata; Leptocardii; Amphioxiformes; Branchiostomatidae. The coding region runs from base 123 to 1748 and encodes 541 amino acids.
UGCAAUGCCCAAACGGGUACGCUUAUCAUCAACCUAGUCGUCUGUGCUACAAGGCAUUCAACGACGCGGCAACCUACAACGGUGCAGUCAGUAGGUGUUCUUCAGACGGGGGAACCCUUGCCAUGCCCCGCGACACUGCAACCAACGACUUCCUCAUCUACCUGAAAAAUGCCGUUGACAUCAACGCUUGGUUCCGUUUUGGACUGACUGAUGACGACCAGGAGGGAGUUUGGAUGUGGGACGAUAACGUUCCUCUGGGCGACUUCAGCGCGUGGGGUCCAGGAGAACCCAGUGGCAGCGGUACCGAGAACUGUGCCGAGUACUUUCCCGAAAGCUGGUCCCAACAGAGCGCAUGGAACGAUGGACCAUGUACCGAUGCCGGCAGAAAAUUCAUCUGUCAAGUGUCUCCAUCAGGCGACUCACAAAAGAUCAUCUUCCCCGGUCCAAGAGGCAUUGAUGACUAUGCCAGGAUGGAGACCACAUUGCCUGCGGACUUAACGAGCUUUACCCUCUGUGUGCACAUGCGCUCCAACAUGGAUUCCAGCAAUGAAAUCAGCCUGGUCAGCUACGCAGUGUCACAACACAAGAACGAGCUUCUCUUGUUUGUUAAUGGUGGAUUUAAAUUAAUCUUACAAAGCGAGAUCCAAAUGGCGGACCCACCCGUUUGGGACGGUGAGUGGCACACCAUAUGUACUACCUGGCGCAGCAGUGAUGGGGCCUGGCAGCUGUAUGCUGACGGCGUGCUGACCGAUUCGGGUUCCGGUUUUAAAGUGGGAGGAAGAGUGCGCACAGGCGGAACAUGGAUCCUCGGUCAGGAACAAGACGAAGUCGGAGGAGGAUUCGAAGCAGACCAGUCAUUCAUCGGAGAACUGUCAGAAGUGAACCUCUGGGACCGCGUGCUGUCUCCAGCAGAAAUAGCAGCGGACUGUGGUUACCAUGGCAACGUGAUUGACUGGGGUACAACUAACACCAGAGUCUUCGGAGAUGCCAGCAAGGCUGGGUAUCAAUGCGGUACGCCCGUGAUCCUUCCUCUAGAAGCUUCCGUUUUGGCACUCCAUUCCUGGAACUACUUGGGAGUAUCUUACGACUACACCACGGGAGUUGCUAUGAUCUGGCAUGAAGGUAUUCCUGUGGCAAAAUCAAACUUCGGGAGGUUGGCGCUAUCAGCGCAGGGCGACUUGAUCGUCGGGAACCUGAACACGAGCUCCGCGUUCGGCGGGAGGGUUUCGUGCCUGCAGGUGUACGGUACUGCCCUGAGUAAGGCGGAGGUGGAGAAGGCACGGGAGACAUGUUACGGAGGUAACGUCGCUGUCGGUAAAACUGCGAACCAGAGCAGUAGUUUUGUGAUGCCUAACCGGGACACCAGCGCAGGGCAGGCCGUGGACGGGUACCUCGGGACUACGGUGGACCCCGGUAACGCCUGCACGCUCACGGCCCAGGACACCGAGCCGUGGUGGGUAGUAAACCUCGGUAACGCAACCUCCGUAGGAACUGUGCGCAUCCUGAAUCGCGGGGACUGCUGUGGAGAAAGAUUGCAGAAUUUCCAGGUGAGAGUUGGCGACUCACAGAACUUCCAACUGAACCAAGCAUGUGGAGCUAUCUACACGGGGACGCCCUCUAGCGGAGAAAGGAUAGAGCUGCAUUGCCGGGAAGGCACAGUUGGACAGUACGUGUCUGUACAAACCAUCAAAACAACGGAACACCUGUCGCUGUGUGAAGUUGAAGUUUUCCCGGAAACAGCUGAAUAG